AACGCUCUGUACGCGACCGUCAAUGUCAGCCAAGCUAGCUAGCUUCAUGUGUGUAUGUGUGUUUGUUAAUAAACUGCAUGAUUUAAACACAUACUAUGUAUCUUAGGUUAUAUAGCCUCAUUCGAGGUUCGUGUCAGCAGCUUUUUGAGCCCUUAAAUUCAUCUGGACGGAUGAUAAUUGGGGGAAAUGUGGGGCUUCAGCAUCCGCUAUCAAGCAGUGCCAUCCGAUUACAAGAGGCUGAUGCCAAACCAGUGGAAACCAAGAAGCCAUCAGCCCCUGCCAAAAGACUGAAAGAUAUUUUCCCUCCAUUUCCGGGUGAGGAGAGCUCCCUGACAUGGGACAGCAAGAAGUUUGAAGAGUUACCGAUUGCACACAUAAAAGCCACAUAUAACAACACACAUAUCCACGUCACAGAUUGUCUGGGCCAGUACAUGGUCCGAACCUCAUGUGGAUCAGAGGGUUUCAAGAAUGUGAAGAAAGCAACUCCUAUUGCAGCACAGACUGCUGGGAUUUCAGCCGCUGCGAAGGCGAGGGCUAAGGGGGUCAGCUACGUCCGUGUGCUAGUGAAAGGACUCGGUCCAGGGCGCUUGCUGUGACGUCAUCGACGUCGGUGAAAUUGUUGGGCCACCUGUCGGUGGAAUGGACCUCGCCUUUAAGAAGCUCCUGCAGGAGGAAAACCGGAGCUGUUCACAACACAUGGUGCUGAACGACACCGAGACAUUAGAGAGAGCGAAGACAACGGCGCAGAAAAGCUGUUUAUGGCGGAUAGCAUCCGAGCAGUUUGACGAACCGCUGAUGGGAAGAUGAAUCGAUGGAGCAAGACGUCGUUUUCACAGUGUGUAGCUUUCGCAUGUUCUCAGUUUAAUAUCCAUGUUGAUAAAAUCUGUGUGUGUUGGCGUGGGAGUGAGUGCCACAGACAGCACUGGACAAAGCAACAGGUAGUUAUAAUCGUUUAUAACAUUUUACGUUUGUUUCAGGCUUGAUUUGUUUUUAUUAUUAUUUUAUAAUUAUUAUUAUUAAUAUUUUAUGUUGUCGUGAAACAAUGUGGAAUAUUUUACGACAGGAGCGGAAUUAAUCGGGAGCUAUAGAUCAAUGUUUUAAAUUCUUCUUCUGCUUGUUUUAUGUUUUCCACUUUUAUUUUAGGAAGUUUUCAAUGUAACUAUCUGAGACCUGUUGAUUGAAAAUGAGUGUUUAAUAUUACAAAUGUUUAUCAUCCUAUUUGACUCAGCCUGUCACUCCCAUAGCACAGACUGAGUGAUUCUGUCUUUGUGUAUUCAAAUACUGCUUGUUGUUCCACAUAGAUUGAAUUCUGAAAUACUUUGUUAUUAUCAUGCUUUGCUUGUGCCUGUGUUUUUAUUUUGGUCUUUUGCAAACAAUUUUUUUAAGUGUUUGUAAAAAAAUUGCAUUGUGUGAGGGAGUUUUUGCAUAUUAAUUUUGUGCAUAAACACCAUCAUUUUGCUUUGUUUAGCUCUAUGUUCAAGUGCCAGUUUGGCUUGUAAAGGCCCCACAGUGAUUUAAGCUCUGUUCCAGUGUGAUCCAACUGGCCUUGUGUAUGUUCAUAGUACAAUAAUAAAUAAAUCCAAAAACAUUAUAUCAAUAUGCAAUUUUGAUAUGCGAUGUUUUCUAAAUUAUAAGAUGUUAUGUUGCAUUUAUAAAUACAAAUCAGAACAAAGCAGGCUGUUGGUGCAGCUUGCAAAUUUGUCAAAUAUGAA
This is a messenger RNA of Carassius auratus (goldfish), 1712 nucleotides long. RefSeq names its product 28S ribosomal protein S11, mitochondrial-like. Bases 96 to 596 code for a protein of 166 amino acids. Gene Ontology annotation, biological process: translation. NCBI's taxonomy places the organism in Eukaryota, Metazoa, Chordata, Actinopteri, Cypriniformes, Cyprinidae. Gene Ontology annotation, molecular function: structural constituent of ribosome. The transcript has 6 exons. Gene Ontology annotation, cellular component: ribosome. The record is from RefSeq and is a predicted model, not a curated record.